GCUGAUAUGGCUCUGUAACUCACUACAGUAGAAAGCAUGCCCUGAUGAACGAGUAAAUGUAAUGAAUGAAACGGAGAGUCCUAUAUCUACUUAAGCCCCACCUGAUACCCUGUCACUUUCUGAUAGACAGACAUCUCCUUAACGGCAUUUUGAAAAUUUCUGGCAGUGUUAGCUCGACUCUCAUCAUUUUAUAUCAGCUGAAAACGAUAAGGUACAGGAUGGAGAAAUUGAUCGUGGUUUGUGGAGCGACUGGGACUCUCGGAAAAUCCGUUGUUUACGCCCUUCUUGAAGAUAGUUCCGUGGCAGUUCGAGGAAUCACCAGUAAUGUCGAGGGCCGCUCGGCUACAGCACUUGCUGAAUUAGGAGUUGAAAUGAUGGCAGCUUCUGCGGAGGAUAAACCCUCACUGGAAAGAGCAUUUGGUGGUGCUUAUGGUGUCUUCAUAGUUACAGAUUUCUAUAAAAUCCAUGACCAAGCUAAAGAAAUUCAAAUGGGAAAAAACAUGGUGGAUGCGGCAAAGUCAGCUGAUGUGAAGCAUGUCGUGAUUAUUGGAGCUAAAUCCGUUAAGAAACUUUUGAAUAAAGACGUCCCCAGUAUGGACGAUAGAGCAGAAAUAGAAGAAUAUUUGUUUGCAUCGGGUCUAUCGGCUACUUCUCUGCAUUUAGCAAUGCCCAUGGGUGUUUUAAUGACGUUCCUGCAGAAGACAAAAGACGGGAAAAUAACAUUGAAUAUUCCUAUGGCAGGAAAGAAAUUGUAUUCAUACAAACAUAAGGCAGUAGGGGGACCUGUAGCGGCCAUUUUUAACGAUCCUGAGAAGUAUAAAGGUCUGACAAUUGGACUCGCCGGUGACCAUUUGACCGUCCAAGAGUAUUGUGACGUCAUCAAUAAGUUACGUGAUGAUAAUACUUUGUCAGCUGGAAAGAUGACCGCUAAGGAGUUUGUUGAGUAUCAACCACCUGCCAAACGACCAUUUGCGGAGGUAAUUUGCACUAUUUGUGAAUUUUAUCAGUCAGAUCAUCCGUCUUUCGACCUAGAGAAAACGAAGGGACUGCAUCCAGAGACUUUGAACUUUGAACAAUUCAUGUCAGGAGAAAUGUCUAAAUUACAAAAAAUGUUGAAGUAUUUGGAUUAAAUUGGUUGCGUCCAUCUGCGAUUUUGUUAAAAAAAUCAAACAUAUAUAGGAAGCUAUGAAAGUAACAUCCUCUAGCCAAGGCACUCGAAGCUGUUAUUUCCCUAAACGCGCCUGAACGUACAUGCUGAAUACUUGGUCUUAAACUAAAUGUGCGAGGUGAAGCGGCUCGGACCAAGUCUAGGUCUAGACGUUAAUAAUUACUUGUUAAGAAAAGCCCUACACCCAUUCAUAUUUGCGUGUAUAUAAGCAAUGACUGAGUAUAGGGUUUUACGAACAAAUAAAAUCAACAGUGACAUUUAUAUUGCGCUUCUUAUUUUGUGUUUCUAAGCUCUUUACUUGUAAUUAUCAUUACCCCGGUCGCUCGUUAGAUCCAUCACUUUUCCACUAAUAAAGUGCACCAUCUCCACUCCCUGGGGAGCACCCAGGUCAGGCAAUCGUUCUUAACCAGUUCACAUGCCAUUCUAAUAACUUCAAAUCUUACCAGGAACCCAUAUGGAUAAGCGCCUUGCAUGCCGAAUGCCAUUACAGGAUUUACAGCCUAGUGGAAUUCGAAUCCU
Molecule: messenger RNA, 1687 nt
Organism: Lytechinus variegatus (green sea urchin)
Lineage: Eukaryota; Metazoa; Echinodermata; Echinoidea; Temnopleuroida; Toxopneustidae
Product: nmrA-like family domain-containing protein 1
Exons: 6
Coding region: 66-1130 (354 amino acids)
Source: RefSeq, a predicted model, not a curated record